Messenger RNA from Anoplopoma fimbria (sablefish), 4968 nucleotides. It is a transcript of the gene pappaa, whose product is annotated as pregnancy-associated plasma protein A, pappalysin 1a. Bases 1 to 4968 code for a protein of 1655 amino acids. The transcript is spliced from 22 exons. Gene Ontology annotation, molecular function: protein binding; metallopeptidase activity. The record is from RefSeq and is a predicted model, not a curated record. NCBI's taxonomy places the organism in Eukaryota, Metazoa, Chordata, Actinopteri, Perciformes, Anoplopomatidae.
AUGAAACUUUGGACAUCUCCCUGGGUGUCUUGCCUGGUGAUUCUCAUAUUGUGUUUUGGAUCAGAGUGCGGGACAGUCCGGAGAAAGGGGAGAUCCAAGAGGGAGUUGGUGCGCAUUAGGGAGGCGAAAGCCACCAUCCCAGGGGCUUGUGCCACACGUCUGCCCCGGGGCAAACGCUCUUUGCCCGGCUUGGAGCGACGGGUGCUUCGCCAGCGUCGGCGCUCCUCACAGGCGGAGGAAAACUCUCCAGACCGGGGGAAAGCUGUCUAUUUUACCGGGAGGGGAGAUCAGCUACGACUGAAGCCCGGCGUGGAGAUACCCAGAGGAAAUUUCACUUUGGAGAUGUGGAUCAAACCGGAGGGAGGUCAACGAUCACCCACAGUGAUUGCAGGCCUGUACGACAAAUGUUUCUACGCCUCCAGUGACCGGGGCUGGCUGCUUGGCAUCCAGGCGGUUAGUGAAUACGGAAAUCGUGACCCUCGUUUUUUCUUCUCCCUUAAAACUGACCGUGCCCACAAAGUGACCUCCAUCCACUCCAACGCUCGCUAUGUACCUAACCAAUGGGCACAUGUUGCAGUCACAUAUGAUGGCGUGUACAUGAAGCUCUUUUUCAAUGGCGCCCAAGUGGGUGUCAGUCGGGAACAAUCAGGCGAUGUCUUUAGCCAUUUGACCAAAAAGUGCAAAGUGUUGAUGAUCGGGGGGAAUGCACUGAAUCAUAAUUACAGGGGGGCAGUGGAGAGGGUUGGCCUAUGGAGGCAGGCCCGAGGGCAGAGGCAGAUUGUCAGGCAUAUGCAAGGCCACGAGGACCCCCAAGAUCUACCUCAACUGGUCAUACGUGAAACAUUCGAGCACCCAGGCCGAAAGUGGCUGACUGUAAAAGAUGGUAGCUUCCCUCAGCCUGAGCAGGGGGGAGGUGGGCGGUUAGGGUUUCUGGGUGGUGGUGGAGUUUUAAAUUCUGAGGGGUUAUUGGACACAACGCUGGACCCUCCAUCAUGUGGUCAAACUGUCUGCGACAAUGUUGAGGUCAUCAAAAACUACAACCACCUUUGGACCUUCCGUCGACCCAAGAAAGUAAGAUAUCGUGUCAUAAAUGUUUGGGAUGAUGCUCGGAUAAAGCCAACUGUAUCAGACCACCAGAUAAGCCUGCAGCACCAGCAGCUAAAUGAUGCCUUUAGCCCCUACAACAUCACCUGGGAGCUUAGCAUCCACAACGUGACCAAUUCCUCCCUUCGAAAUCGCUUGAUUCUAGCUAACUGUGACAUCAGCAAAGUCGGCGAUGAUGCAUGUGACCCAGAAUGCAACCAUCCGCUGACGGGGUUUGAUGCAGGUGACUGCAUGUCUGCGCAUCGAAGCCGUUGCCCUGAGCACAAGCAGGGGAAUGGUGUAUGUGACCCUGAAUGUAACUGGGAGAACUUCUUCUAUGAUCUUGGGGACUGCUGUAACCCCAAUGUGACGGAUGUGACCAAGACAUGCUUCAACCGUUCGUCUCCACACAAAGCCUAUUUGGAUGUUAAAGAGCUGAAAGAGAUUCUACAUUUGGAUGGCUCAACUCACCUGAAUGUCUUCUUUGCCAAUUCUUCUGAUGAAGAUCUGGCGGGGGUGGCCACUUGGCCAUGGGACAAAGAGGCCCUCACUCAUUUGGGUGGAAUUGUUCUGAACCCUUCCUUCUAUGGUACAUUUGGUCACACUGACACAAUGGUCCAUGAGAUCGGUCACAGUCUUGGACUUUAUCACGUGUUUCGAGGUAUAUCAGAGAUCGAGUCUUGUAACGAUGCAUGUUUGGAGACUGACCCCUCGAUGGAAACUGGAGAUCUGUGUGCGGACACCAACCCCACCCCCAAAUACAAAGGCUGCCAUGAUCCUGAACCUGGCAACGAAACCUGUGGCUGUCGGCAUUUCACACACACGCCGUUUAACAACUACAUGAGCUAUGCAGAUGAUGCCUGUACAGACUCCUUCACGCUGAACCAGGUUGCUAGGAUGCACUGCUACCUGGACCUCAUCUACCAGACCUGGCAACCCGCGUCCAAACCUCCUCCAGUGCCAAUGUCCCCUCAAGUGGUUGAGCAGCAUCACAAUUCCAUCACCCUGGAAUGGUUUCCACCGAUUUCUGGACACUUUUAUAACAGAGAAUUGGGAUCAGUGUGUGAUAAAUGCACUGAGGGUAGAGUUCUACUGCAGUAUGCCUCCAACUCCUCCUCCCCUCGACCGUGUGCCCCUUCUGGACACUGGUCCCCACGAGAGGCUGAAGGCCCUCCAGAUGUGGAGCAGGCUUGCGAGCCAAGUGUGCGCACUUGGAGCCCAAAUGCAGGAAUCGAGCAAGGUGUUGUCGGACUGUCGGAGUGCCCUCUCCAGGGCUGCAUGCUUCAGCUAGAGUUCCCCUACCCGCUGGUACCAGACUCCCUGACUGUGUGGGUCACCUUCUUCAGCCCAGAGGAAACGGCACUGCCAGCUAUCCAUAACAUUUUGCUACUGACUGUCAGUGGAAACAACAUUUCAUUGGGCCCCAGUAAUGUCUUCUGUGACACCCCACUGACCCUGAAACUAGACAUAGAGGAAGAAGUGUAUGGGGUACAGUUUUUCACCAUGGAACAACACCUAGAGAUUGAUGCCACCCUCUUGGCAUCCAAACCAGACUGCAUGCAUUGUAGGCAUUGCCAACCACUACGCUACCGCCUGUUGCGUCAACCACCCUUCACCCAUGCACAACAUGGUCUGAUGUUAAAUGAACCUACCCGCCGAUAUACAGACAGGGAUGUGGCCCAACAUGUUGAGUACACUUACCGGGUCCAAACCAUCUCCGGCCGGAGUGAGAGUGAGCCCUCCCCACCUCUGAUACAUGAACUGGGGGCACCCUACUGCGGCGAUGGACGCAUCCAGGGUUCCAAAGGAGAGGAAUGUGAUGAUAUGAACUCUAUGAAUGGGGACGGCUGCUCCUGUCAGUGCAAGAAAGAGCCCUUCUUCAACUGUGUUGAAGAGCCAAGCCUGUGUUACUACUAUGAUGGCGAUGGGGUGUGUGAGGACUUCGAGCAGGAGACAGGUGUGAGAGACUGUGGCCUCUACACUCCCAAUGGUUUCCUGGACCAGUGGGCCUCCAAUGUCGAAGUUUCCCAUGAGGAGAAGCCCUACUGCUCUGGUGAGGUGACUGCUGGAUACCCUGCUGUUACAAAGACAUGUCAGUCCAAGGUGUUUGAUCUAUCAGAUGGAGUGUCCCAGUAUGCAUGGUUCCCCUGUCGUGAGGCUCAUAAGUCAACCUGGGGAUAUCCUAACUAUUGGCUCAAGGCCCACUUUUCUCAUCCCAUGGUGGCAGCAGCAGUGAUUAUACAUCUGGCUGCUGAUGGGACUGGUUACCUUGACCAGACACAGUGUAACAUCACUGUUCAGCUGGUGGACACCAAGGAGGGCAUCCAUAGCUUAGGUGAGUGGCGUCUCAGCUGCCGCACCAACCCUUUGGUGAUCCCAGUGAGCCAUGACCUGUCAGUGGCCUUCUACCACACCAAGGCUAUCCUGGUCAUGUUCGCCUCUCGCCUGGUGGCCAUCUCCGGAGUAGGCCUGCGCUCCUUCCAGUCCUUCGACCCCAUCACGAUAAGUGGUUGCCAGAGCAAUGAGAUCUACAACCCCACAGGCCAGAGUUGUGUACAUUAUUCGUGUGAAGCCAUUGACUGCCAGGAACCAUUAAUCCGCAAUGCAGAGCUAAAGUGCAGUAGCCCUGGCCGCCACUUCUACAAUGGAGACCGCUGCACCAUCUACUGCAACUCUGGAUAUGUCCUGCAAAUCCACCAGGAUGAUGACAUCAUCAAGAGUCAGUCGGACACUGCAGUGACUAUGACCUGUGCAAAUGGGAAGUGGAACAAACAGGUGUCAUGUGAGCCUGUGGACUGUGGUCUACCAGACAAAUACCAUGUCCAUCCGGCCCAUUUCGACUUCCCUGAGGGCACCACCUACGGCAGGAAAAGCACCUUUCAGUGCCGAGAACCUGCCCAGCUCGUAGGUACAAACAACACUCUUACCUGUCUAGAAGAUGGUCUCUGGUCCUUCCCGGAGGCUCUUUGUGAACUUCGCUGCCCAGCCCCUCCUCCUGUACCCAAUGCUGUGCUGCAGACCAAGCGCUGCAACGAAACCGGCCUCAAAGUGGGAACGCUCUGCAAGUACAAGUGCAAGCCAGGCUACCAUGUCAGCAACAAACCUAAGAGGCGUGCAUUUAAGCGCCAGUGCACAGAGGAUGGCAGCUGGCUAGAGGGAGCAUGUGAGCCAGUGACUUGUGAUCCCCCACCUCCCAUCUUCCACGGAUCCUAUCACUGUACUGAUGGCUUCCGCUUUGACAGCGUCUGCAGACUCAACUGCUCUGAUCCUGCCGGUAAUACUGCUAUUGCCGCCACAGGAGGCUCUGCCCAUACGGUGAGGCUGCUGCACGCUCCAUGCAAGCAGGGUGCAGGGUCCAAUGUGAUCCGUUGUAGGAAAGAUGGAAACUGGACAGGGUCGUUCCGCCUAUGCCCACACAGCAAAGGCCAGUGUUCUUUACCUCAAAACCUCCAUUAUAGCCUACAGUACUCAUGCAAACGAGGACACGGCAUAGGUGAGGAGUGUGAGCUGACGUGCAGAGAGGGUAACAACGAUGUGGUGAUCCUCCCUAGCAACAUGACAGUAGAAAAUGUACUUAUAGAACAUUGGAGGAACCCGCACAAAGUCAAAAGUAUAGUCUGUACAAUGGGACUGAAAUGGUAUCCACACCCAGAAUUGCUCCACUGCAUCAAAGGAUGUGAGCCAUUCAUGGGAGACAACUACUGUGAUUCAAUCAACAACAGAGCCUUCUGUAACUAUGACGGAGGAGACUGCUGCCAAUCCACUGUCAAGACCAAGAAGGUGAUUCCAUUCCCCAUGUCCUGUGACAUACGGGAUGAGUGCUCCUGUCGGGAUCUGAAUGCUAUAGAAAACAGAAAGGAUGAACACGUCCAUUCCCUCGGGUGA